AUGGCUGAUAAUGAUAAAGCUAGUAUUUUUCGUGGACAAAAAAGUGUUUCAAGUUUUUCAUCAUCUUCAUCAGCCUUAACAAAUAAUCAAGAACAACCGAAGGUAUCGCUUAUUCUAUCACCAACAUUUGAACUUGCUUUACAAAUUGGACAAGUUAUUGCACAUAUGGUAAAAUUUUUACCAUAUAUUAAAAUAGCAUUUACUGUACGUGAUCCAACAAUAUCAAAACGAAAUGAAUAUAUUAAAGGAAAAGUAUUAGAUGUUCCUAUUGUUAUUGGUGCACCUGGCACUCGUUGA
Rotaria sp. Silwood1 is the source of this 297-nucleotide messenger RNA. NCBI's taxonomy places the organism in Eukaryota, Metazoa, Rotifera, Eurotatoria, Philodinida, Philodinidae. The record is from the annotation of a GenBank genome assembly.